Messenger RNA from Myxocyprinus asiaticus (Chinese sucker), 567 nucleotides. RefSeq lists its product as uncharacterized. The record is from RefSeq and is a predicted model, not a curated record. NCBI's taxonomy places the organism in Eukaryota, Metazoa, Chordata, Actinopteri, Cypriniformes, Catostomidae. Gene Ontology annotation, cellular component: nucleosome. The transcript has 2 exons. Gene Ontology annotation, molecular function: structural constituent of chromatin; DNA binding; protein heterodimerization activity. The coding region runs from base 54 to 407 and encodes 117 amino acids.
GUAAAGUGAAUUGAAUAAAAUAUUAAUCAUUAUUAUUAGUCUAAAAAUUCAGUAUGUCCAAUGAUGGCCCUAAAAAGAAAGGGAAAGUUCCAGGAGACAAAAAAACGUCUAAAAGGAAAGCAAAGAGGAGGGAAACGUACGCUGUUUACAUCUACAAAGUUUUGAAACAAGUUCAUCCAGACACUGGCAUCUCCAGCAGGGCGAUGAGCAUCAUGAACUCGUUUGUGAAUGACGUGUUCGAGCGUAUCGCGACGGAGGCGUCACGGCUCGCGCAGUACACCAAGCGCUCGACCAUCACGAGCAGAGAGGUACAGACCGCAGUCAGACUGCUGCUGCCCGGAGAACUCGCCAAACACGCUGUGUCAGAGGGGACCAAAGCCGUCACCAAAUACACCAGUUCAAAGUGAAUACCUGUGAGCCAUCCAAGCAUUGAGGGAAAAAAUAGUCCUUGUUUGUAAUCUUUUCAACAUUAAUAAAUGCACACAGAAAAUUCAGUGCAUCAGUGCAUUAAUCAUAUGUUAUCGCAGCAAGAAAUAGUUAAAGCAUACAGCCUACUAGUAUGGCCUA